Molecule: messenger RNA, 282 nt
Organism: Ambispora leptoticha
Lineage: Eukaryota; Fungi; Glomeromycota; Glomeromycetes; Archaeosporales; Ambisporaceae
Source: the annotation of a GenBank genome assembly
AUGUUGCUACAGAAAACUUUGAAGUUGAUCCUUUGGGUUUCGUUUACGAUCAUUCUUCUAGAAUAUUUUAUAGCAGCAUCAGCAGAUAGUAAUGGAAGCACAUCAUCGCCAAUACAUCCGAUAGGUACAGAUUUAUCAAGCUCCGAUCUGCAUAUACCAACUAUUGCACCAAUUAUCGUGACUACGAGUGUCGCUUUUCUGGUGUUGGUAACUUUGAUUGCUACUAUUUUCAUGACUAAACGGAAUGAACAGAAAGUUGAUGAUUCUGCUAAUUCGGCGUAG